Molecule: messenger RNA, 796 nt
Organism: Caenorhabditis angaria
Lineage: Eukaryota; Metazoa; Nematoda; Chromadorea; Rhabditida; Rhabditidae
Source: the annotation of a GenBank genome assembly
AUGGCGUUACGUGUGGACUACGAAGGAAGUAAUGAUGUUGGUGUAUUCUGUACACUCACAAACAGUUAUUGCCUUGUCGGAGUUGGUGGAACACAAAACUUCUACAGUAUUCUUGAAGCCGAGCUUUCCGAUAUCAUUCCAGUUGUUCAUACUUCAAUCGCUUCAACAAGAAUUGUUGGACGUGUUACAGUCGGAAAUCGUCGCGGUCUUUUGGUUCCAAAUUCAACCACUGAUCAAGAACUUCAACAUUUGAGAAAUUCGUUACCAGAUGAAGUGAAAAUUAGACGAGUUGAUGAAAGAUUAUCUGCUUUGGGAAAUGUUAUCGCUUGUAAUGAUCAUGUUGCCAUAGUUCACGCCGAAAUUAGUCAAGAAACCGAGCAGGUACAAAAAAAUAUUAUAAGAUUCCAACCAUUGUAUUCAACGUAUUUUUUUACAGGCUCUCGUUGAAGUUCUCGGAGUCGAAGUUUUCCGUGUCAGUUUGGCACAAAACGCUCUUGUCGGUUCAUACUGUGCUCUUUCUUCACAAGGAUGUUUGGUCGCUGCUCGAACACCACCAGAGACACAAAGAGAAUUGGCUGCAUUGUUGCAAAUCCCAGUUGUCGCUGGAACUGUUAAUCGGGGAAGUGAAUUGAUUGGAGCUGGAAUGGUUGUUAAUGAUUGGGUUGCAUUCUGUGGUCUCGAUUCAACUUCAACCGAAUUAUCAGUAGUUGAAUCAAUUUUCAAAUUAGGAGAACAAGGAGCACCAACCAGUAUCAGCAAUCAAUUGAGAGAUACUCUUAUCGAAAGUAUGCUCUAA